Molecule: messenger RNA, 1113 nt
Organism: Echinostoma caproni
Lineage: Eukaryota; Metazoa; Platyhelminthes; Trematoda; Plagiorchiida; Echinostomatidae
Source: the annotation of a GenBank genome assembly
AUGAAAUUGAAGCCGUUCGAUCUCUAUCAAAAGUUUUACCCCGUUGGUAUCAAAAACGACGCUCGGGUCCAACGGGAGUUGGCGUCGCAGUCGUUGCCGUCCGAGGAACGCAGGUAUUAUCUACCAAGUCGAACGACACUGGAACUUCCGUGGGAUUGUCUAAUUGCUCGGUUACGUGAUCUAUCCGCGGUUUUCGAUUCUGCUCGAAAAAAAUCCGAAAAACGGACACAUAAUUCACCAUUGUCGAUACAUUCGGGACAAAAUAUUGACACAUCGGCUUUACAUUCCAUAGAUACAAAAGACCAAACCACUCGUUCCUCUUGCGAAAUCCCGAUCAAAUCUGUCACCCGCAUACCUCACAAAGGGAGGUCUGUAAUACGAGAUCAUACCGAAUCCCUCGCGACACCUGGUUUGAGUGACCCAGUUGGAGCGGCUAAAGGUGGUUUGGGCUGGAUGCCCAGUCGUUCAUCAAAAUGUCGCCGGCUGGACAAAUCCUCGUUAGAACCUGCACCCCUGGCCACUGACGACCCAGACGUAUUGAACGCCGUUCCAGAGUUGAGUACCAGUCGACUAGUGGGCGAUCACUAUUUUCUCAAUCUGAGUGAUUCUGACGAGGAUGUGGAAGAUCAAGAGGAGUACGGAACUUCGUCCAGCGCCAAACGAUCAAGUACCGGACGAAAAGGUCGCGGUCGACCACGGGAUCCUGAUCCGACCUGGUCUGCUCCUAGUCCGAGUACGAAAAGGUCUGGCGUGCGUAUCACGAAAGGAUCCGACCUGUUGUUGUCUCCCGCGAACGCCAAAGCGUGUUUGCCUACCUCUGCGCUGACUGGUGGAAGAUUGGCAUGCGGUCGUUUUGUGGGUGACUUGGAUUCGAGGGCCAUCGAAGUGCGCUCGUUUAGAGUCGAGAAUCUUCGGCUGCGUAUGCCGGUUUAUUUCGAUCGACCGCUAUUAAUACCCGGAGUGGAAACUCCAAGCCUGUUUCAGAAAACCUUGGACAUCUACCCGCACUCUUUUCAGAGCUUGGAUCCGCAGUCAUCCACUACGUCAAAACAAUCAAAAACCAAAACCGGGACCACCGUUCGUCAGCGUCUAGCAAAGCGUUUGGGACUCUGA